Messenger RNA from Haliotis rufescens (red abalone), 693 nucleotides. Its product is annotated as hepatitis A virus cellular receptor 1-like. The transcript has 2 exons. The coding region runs from base 1 to 693 and encodes 230 amino acids. Lineage: Eukaryota; Metazoa; Mollusca; Gastropoda; Lepetellida; Haliotidae. The record is from RefSeq and is a predicted model, not a curated record.
AUGGAGGCUAACUACGGUCACCAGGGUAAUGCUGGCCAACUACGGUCACCAGGGUCAUGGAGACUAACUACGGUCACCAGGGUCGUGGAGACUAGCUGCGUCUCACCAGGGUCGUGGAGGCUAACUGCGUUCACCAGGGUCAUGGAGGCUAACUACGCCAUCAUCAUAACUACCACGCCCACCUCAACAGCCAUCAUCAUAACUACCACGCCCACCACAACAGCCAUCAUCAUAACUACCACGCCCACCACAACAGCCAUCAUCAUAACUACCACGCCCACCACAACAACCAUCAUCAUAACUACCACGCCCACCACAACAACCAUCAUCAUAACUACCACGCCCAACACAACAACCAUCAUUAUAACUACCAAGCCCAUCACAACAACCAUCAUCAUGACUACCACGCCCACCCCAACAACCAUCAUCAUAACUACCACGCCCACCACAACAACCAUCAUCAUAACUACCACGCCCACCACAACAACCAUCAUCAUAACUACCACGCCCACCACAACAACCAUCAUCAUAACUACCACGCCCAUCUCAACAACCAUCAUCAUAACUACCACGCCCACCACAACAACCAUCAUUAUAACAACCACGCCCACCACAACAACCAUCAUCAUAACUACCACGCCCACCACAAAAACCAUCAACAUAACUAUUGUGGCUACGAUAAUGACAGCGUAG